AUGGAAGCAAUUUUUACAGACAACGAAGAAGAGCUAAAGAAAUUGUCUUUAAACAUUAAUAAAAAGGACAUUAAAGCAAGACUUAGACAAUCUAUUAUCAGCAACUCACCAAAGAUCUAUGAUCAACUCCUCAAAAGUAGAAAUGUAGAAACUCAAAUAGCAAUUGUCAACAUUAUUAUUAAGGCUAUGAAUAAAGAAGAUAUUCGUUCUAGCAAUUUGCUAAAUGUCCAUAAUAAGCGUAUUCUCAGUGUUCAGAAGAAUAAUAAGAAUAGCCUUCUCAGCUUCUUAAAAGAGUUUUCAAUGAUUGAGCCUGAGUGCAGAGUUGUGGGUGUAGAAGUAGAUCUAUUCAAGAUUAGGGACAGAGAAAUAAAUGGUGGGUUUCUUUUUAUGGGAGAUGAAAAUUUCAGGUUUCAAAAGGAUAACGAAGUGGUGAUAAUACAAUUCAAGUCCAUAGAAAAUGUAUUAUUUAACGGUAUUGAUCUAACAAUACUAGCAACAGAGGGAAGAAAGGUGGAGAUCAAGUUUAUGUACAAGCAAGAUCUUGGGAAAUUUAAGGAAAGAGUUAUGUGUAAGUUUACCCAGGCUGAUGCAGAAGAGUCCAUUAUGGUCGAGAUAGGAAAGAAGGUUACUUUUUCACCUGAAAUAAAAGUGAAGGAGAAAGUCUACGGGCAUGAUAGCAUUAGCAACAGAUUUAAUGCUGAGAAAGAGGAUGAAAACCACAUUGAAGAUGAAUUUAAUAUCAGUCCAGUGAAGUCAGAAAACAAACUAUCAGCAGUAAGCAGUCCGAGAGAAGGAUCAGAUGACCGCACAGUGCAUUUGAAUAGUCCUAAAGAACGUUUAAGUGGCAAAACCCAACAUUUUUGUGACAAAAUGCCCAUCAAAAAUACUAGAAGGCCAAUAUCAAAAGAUAAAUCAAGGUGUAAAAUAGUAAAGUAA
Vittaforma corneae ATCC 50505 is the source of this 936-nucleotide messenger RNA. RefSeq lists its product as uncharacterized. NCBI's taxonomy places the organism in Eukaryota, Fungi, Microsporidia, Nosematidae. The coding region runs from base 1 to 936 and encodes 311 amino acids. The transcript has a single exon. The record is from RefSeq and is a predicted model, not a curated record.